Messenger RNA from Musa acuminata AAA Group (dessert banana), 3071 nucleotides. RefSeq names its product DNA repair protein recA homolog 3, mitochondrial-like. The transcript is spliced from 7 exons. Gene Ontology annotation, biological process: DNA repair. Lineage: Eukaryota; Viridiplantae; Streptophyta; Magnoliopsida; Zingiberales; Musaceae. The record is from RefSeq and is a predicted model, not a curated record. Bases 1154 to 2359 code for a protein of 401 amino acids. Gene Ontology annotation, molecular function: ATP binding; ATP-dependent DNA damage sensor activity; single-stranded DNA binding.
AAACAUUUUUUUUCUAUAUCCUUAUAUGAAAAUGCAUGCGUAAUUUUUCAAUAUAACAAUAGACCUAAUUUGAUUUUGUUUUCGUGAAUCCCUUUAGCUAAAUUAAUUUCAUGUUGGGCAAAAGGUGUGUCGCUAUAUGGUCAAACUUUCAACUUCAUAUUUUUGCAGGUUGUGUUGCAAGAACAUUCACCUCUGAUACAUUUUCUUAUACUGGAUUCCGUAUUUGGUUUUUUGUGCUUAUUAAUCCCUAGGUCCUUCUCUGAAGAUUGAGAACUUGCGAAGAAUUUUGUGGCUGUAUAUGUGUGCGCUUAUGUCUUUUGUGAUCAUUAAAUUAUUUUUUGUUCCUUUUUCUGCACUUGAGAAGCCAGCUUCUGUUGAAGUGCAUAGCAGACAGCAGUUUUGAAGCUUCAACCUCAGGCUGAUACUUACUUUAGGUGAACAAUGAUUUCUGUAAGGGAUCAAUAUCACCUGACACUACUUAGCAUUGGGAUACUUAUCCAUUAACUUGAGUUGGCAAGUUAGCUGUUUUUUGCUGUUGGAGACUUUUUUCUCUAUCCCUCCCAACUUUUAAUGGUUGUCAUGUCUUCUAAAGCUGUUCCAGCACCUUUAAUGUUGCGAUUUUUGUCUAUAUGAUGAUGAAGCUGCUUCCACCAGCUGUCAGUAUCUAUCAUUUGAUUGAGCUUCUUGUUAGAGUAUGAUGGUGAAUGGACACAUAUUCAUGCAUUCAAUGCCUUCAUUCUUGGGUGCGUUAGAGGAUUGGUAAAACAGAAAGUUUCACUGACCAGACUUUAGUCUAAUGGUUUCAUCCUCACCCUCUAGAAGUGGUUCCUUAUUCAAUUCUUGGGAGAUGUUUUUCAACUAUUUAUAUACUUCUAUGAUGGUGUUUCAUUGACAAGACAAUAGUAAACCAUGAAUAUAGUAAUUUUGCAGCGAAUAAAAAUUUGGAGCUUUAAGUUUGUUUCUGUUGUAAGGCUAGAUUCAUCACUUAUUAAAUCUGCAUGCUUAUUGUCAAACAACUAGCUGUUGUAUUCUUCUUUGGCAAAUAUCAUCUGUACUCCAAGAAUGGUAUUAAUGUGAUAUUUUUGACCUCCUUAUCCUAUCGUUUCUUAGUUGGUGUCUAAUUUGUUUUUAAAAUUGGCUAUUCAACUUUUGGAUGAUACGAACCGAGCUUGCAACUCUUUCUAUCCUAGGAGGAGGAAAAUCAAAGUCAAAUGGAAGUGGUUCGGGUGAGGAUAAUAUUUCUAAGAAAGACCUGGCUCUACAACAAGCCUUGGAUCAAAUAACCGCUCAAUUUGGUACAGGGGCAAUCAUGUGGCUUGGUCGUUCGCAUGCUCCUAGAGAAGUUCCUGUAGUGUCAACAGGCUCUUUUGCAUUGGAUAUAGCAUUGGGCAUUGGUGGGCUUCCAAAGGGACGUGUUGUGGAAAUUUAUGGCUCAGAGGCUUCUGGGAAAACAACUCUUGCUCUGCAUGUGAUUGCUGAGUCACAAAAGAAUGGAGGUUACUGUGCUUUUGUAGAUGCUGAGCAUGCUCUGGAUCCAUCAUUGGCAGAGUCCAUAGGUGUUAAAACUGAAAACCUACUCCUCUCACAGCCAGAUUGUGGUGAGCAGGCACUUAAUCUUGUGAACACUCUGAUCCGAAGUGGUGCUGUUGAUGUUGUGGUUGUGGACAGUGUGGCAGCUCUUGUGCCUAAAAGUGAGCUAGAUGGUGAUAUGGGAGAUGUGCAUAUGGCCCUUCAAGCAAGACUGAUGAGCCAAGCUCUUCGAAAGUUGAGCCAUUCUCUAUCUCUCUCCCAGACAAUCUUGCUAUUUGUAAAUCAGGUAAGAUCGAAGCUGAGCACAUUUGGAGGAUUCAAAGGACCAACUGAAGUUACUUGUGGUGGCAACGCCUUGAAGUUUUAUGCAUCUGUUCGAUUAAGUACUAAAAUAGCAGGUCUCAUUAAAAAAGGUGAAGAGGUUUUAGGUACCCAGAUCAAGGUAAAAAUUGUGAAGAACAAGCAUGCUCCUCCUUUCAAGGAAGUGCAGCUUGAACUUGAAUUUGGGAAAGGGAUAAGCCGUGACUCAGAGGUUAUAGAGUUAGGCUGCAAGCAUCAGUUCAUUACAAAAACAGGGGUUGCGUAUUACUGCUUAAAUGGUCAAAAUUUCCAUGGUAAAGAUGCCUUAAAACGUUAUUUUGCUGAAAAUGAAGUUGUCCGGGAAGAGCUGAUGAUCAAGCUCAAAGAGAAACUGACACAGGCUGAUACAAAUAACAGAAGUUACAAAGAUGAAAUCUCAAGCAAAGAUACACAGGAGGAAAUAAUUUCCAUGCAGACUACUGAUGAGGAAGUGGUUGCUGAGGUUGAGGCUCAAAGCAUUAGUACAUAAAGAUGAUGCUCAUGGCACAUAAAAGCCUAUGCCAUUGGUCUAUGCUAAUCUAAAUUCACCUGGUUCUGUUCAAGCUUUUGGUGAAAUCCCAAGUAAAAUUUCACAAGAUUUUGUCUGGGAGGUUGGAAUUCCUAGCAGCAAGUUCACAUCUCGAAUUCAAAACGAUCCUAAGUCGGUGUUUGUUCCUAUUAUCCAGCAUCCAACAAUCUUUCAAAAGUUACCUUGGAGAUGAUGAGAGCAAGGUCGUGUAUGAAGUCACUGGAACACUACUCCUAAUUGUAUAUAUUAUAGUGGCUACAUCUUAUUCCACAGUCUUGUGGUCUUUUAUCCAGGUUUUGUCUUGUGAGUCUCAAUGUUGAAGAAAUAGCAGCAAUGAAAACUGAUAGAUACACCACAGCCUGCUACAGAGCCAACUUCUUCAUCAUGGAGAAUUGGAGAUUACAGUCCUUAGUACCUUUUUGGUAGGCUUAUGCCAUACAUAAAUCUUUCGGUUUUUUGUUUAAUAAGUGAUGAAGACGAAAUUUGAUCCGAAGAUGCUAUCGAUAGUUAAAGCAUUUACCAGCCAUACGUAAAUAUCGUCAGUCAUUCGUCCGCGGAUGUAUCUCAAUUGCUUUUUGUUUGUAUUAUUUUAGUAGAUCAGAUCUGUUGAAGAGUAGAACAAAUGUAAGUUUCUACAUAGUUGCUUGUAGUAGCAUUUCUAAAUUUUUACCAA